Molecule: messenger RNA, 1242 nt
Organism: Chenopodium quinoa (quinoa)
Lineage: Eukaryota; Viridiplantae; Streptophyta; Magnoliopsida; Caryophyllales; Amaranthaceae
Exons: 2
Coding region: 39-1025 (328 amino acids)
Molecular function (GO): nucleic acid binding; zinc ion binding
Source: RefSeq, a predicted model, not a curated record
GCUGCAGACAUGCAUUCAGUGACAGUUGCAGGUCCAACAUGUUACUAAACAACAUGUGUGAGACUUUCAACUCUGUUAUCAGAGAUGCAAGAGACAAACCUAUCCUCACCCAAAUGGAAUGGAUGAGGAGGUACAUGAUGAGGAGAAAUAAUGAGAAGUGGGAGGACUCCAAGGAAAUCACAACCAACAUCACUCCAUAUGUGCAUAAGCUAUUUCAGAGGAUGAGCUAUGUGGCUAGGAAUUGCAUAAUUGAAGCUGCCAGGGAUGACACUUAUGAAGUGCAGCUGAAUUAUUACCAGGUUCUAGUUGACUUGCCAAAUUGGUCUUGUUCCUGCAAUCACUGGCAAUUAACAGGCAUCCCAUGUAUUCAUGCAUUUGCAUGCAUAAUGGAUCAGAGGGUUGAUGCUGAGCAGUUUGUCCACCCCUAUUACACUAUGGACACUUACAGAGCAGCAUAUGAGCCUGCAAUUCAACCUAUGCCAGGCCCAAAGCAUUGGGAGAGAGUGAACAUGAGAGAGCCUCGUCCACCAGCAUUCAAACAGCAGCCUGGAAGACCUAAACAGAAGAAGAGGAAGCUGGAACCUGGGGAGGGAACAUCUGCAACAGGAGGGGAGCAGGGAAGAAAGAGGAGGAAAAGUCAGUGUAGGAUUUGUGGUGGAUUUGGCCACUAUCCCAAGAAUUGCAAGGGCCCACAUGAACCUGAACCAACUGAGCAGAGAACUGCAGGAAUGCCUCCUUUAAAUUCACCUUGGGUAGUUGAGCAAAGGAAGAAGAGGGAGAUCAAAGCUGCUAAGAAGAGUGCAAUAGGGGCUGGUCCAAACAGCAUUUGGAAUAAGACUUUUCCCCAAGAGCAACCUGGCUGUGAACCAUUGAAUAAGAGGAAAGGUUCACACAGACAACAAGGGCAGCCACAAGCCAAGCAUCACACCACCCCCUCUUCCAGCCAACCUGAACCCAAUGAUACUGGAGUGCAGACAAGGAGGGCUAAGCUGCUGACUUCCAGACAAGGAGGGCUGACACAAUGAUGUUUGAAUUGUUUUUCUGAACUUUAGUUGUUGGUUGUAUUUUCUGAACAAUCAGUUGCAAUAUUUGUAGCUUUACUUUUGGGUUUAGGACAAGGAUCCUGUUUUGUUAAAUUAAUACUUUGCUUUAAGGCUUUACCAGCCAAUUUUGUUAGGCACUGCAACAACAAAUUUGAUCAACAACUUAAAUGCAAUAUCAACUACUUAGGUACUUACUUAA